Messenger RNA from Mus musculus (house mouse), 4929 nucleotides. It is a transcript of the gene Sc5d, whose product is annotated as sterol-C5-desaturase. Bases 280 to 1179 code for a protein of 299 amino acids. Gene Ontology annotation, molecular function: delta7-sterol 5(6)-desaturase activity; C-5 sterol desaturase activity; iron ion binding. Gene Ontology annotation, cellular component: endoplasmic reticulum membrane. NCBI's taxonomy places the organism in Eukaryota, Metazoa, Chordata, Mammalia, Rodentia, Muridae. The record is from RefSeq and is a predicted model, not a curated record. The transcript has 6 exons. Gene Ontology annotation, biological process: negative regulation of ferroptosis; lipid biosynthetic process; cholesterol biosynthetic process.
CUGCACAUGGGCGGGGCUCUGCUGAGCGGGCGGUGUCUCGGGCGCUCUGGCUCGUACUCUCCGCUGGCUGUAAAGCCGCGGCUGACGGAGCUGCUGGGCCUGGCAGGUAGGUUCCGUGCGCUGGCAGCUGGACAGCCGCGAGUGGGAGGACCCGCGGGCGGUCGCGAGGAUCCCCGGGUGCCCGGCGCCGGUUCAGUCCUCGCCCUUAUCUGAUGGUAGAUCCUGCCUCCAAGUGACAGACACAACCAUUGUUUAUUGGGUCACAUACCAGGGGCUGCGAUGGACCUGGUUCUCAGUGCCGCCGAUUACUACUUCUUCACUCCGUAUGUAUAUCCAGCCACGUGGCCCGAGGACAACAUCAUCCGACAAACUAUUAGCCUCCUGAUUGUCACAAACCUGGGUGCUUACAUUCUCUACUUCUUCUGUGCAACCCUCAGCUAUUAUUUUGUCUAUGAUCAUUCCUUAAUGAAACACCCACAGUUUUUAAAGAACCAAGUCUCGCGUGAGAUCGUGUUCACUGUCAAGUCUUUGCCUUGGAUCAGCAUCCCCACCGUCUCACUGUUCCUGCUGGAGCUGAGGGGUUACAGCAAACUCUACGAUGACAUCGGAGACUUUCCAAAUGGCUGGAUUCAUCUCAUGGUUAGCGUCGUAUCCUUCCUCUUUUUCACAGACAUGUUGAUCUACUGGAUUCAUAGGGGCCUGCACCACAGACUGGUCUACAAGCGCAUACAUAAACCACAUCAUAUUUGGAAGAUCCCCACGCCGUUUGCAAGUCAUGCUUUUCACCCUGUGGACGGCUUCCUUCAGAGUCUGCCUUACCAUAUAUACCCCUUUGUCUUUCCACUGCACAAGGUGGUCUACUUAGGUUUAUAUGUCUUGGUUAAUGUCUGGACAAUUUCUAUUCAUGAUGGUGAUUUUCGGGUUCCCCAGAUCUUAAGGCCAUUUAUUAACGGGUCAGCUCACCACACAGACCACCACAUGUUCUUUGACUAUAACUAUGGACAGUAUUUCACAUUGUGGGAUAGAAUUGGAGGCUCUUUUAAACAUCCUUCCUCUUUUGAAGGGAAAGGACCACAUAGUUACGUGAAGAACAUGACAGAAAAAGAAUCUAACAGCUUUGCAGAAAACGGCUGUAAAGGCAAAAAAGUAGGCAAUGGAGAGUUUACAAAGAAUAAGUAGAUUAUUGCCCAGUUAUUAACUAUUUUAAAUAAGAAAAUAAUCUACACAGUCAAGAUACCUAGCAAAUAAGUGGUGCCAUUGGAAUGUCAGCAUUGCUUGAGUGUCAUGCUGAGGGAUGGUCCUGACAGUAAACAGCGGGAAGACACCGGGAGCAUUGUAAUCGCUUGGUUAAUUGUCCGACAUUGGUCCAGGAACAACUUGUCUUUUCAGCCGGCUGACCUGCAGCCUGUACAGCUCUGAAGCAUCUUUAAAUACGAUAGAAAAUAAGCUACUCAAGAAGCUGGUCUGUGUCCUUUUGCCUUAGUCCAUGCAUACUCAUUAAGGAAAAAAAGUACCAUUGUGCUAAACGCUACUGAGACUAACCAGGAAACCCUAACGAUGAAGAUGGUCCUGUCCCGGGAGCGGCUGGCUCCACCGAAGUGCUGGGGAGUUGCAGGACUUCAUUCAAAUAGGAAUAUCAGUCCAAGCAAGCUGAUACGUGAGUGGCAGUGGAUAGGAUUUGCUUAAUGGCUGAUGUAAUAAGAUUGUACUUCCUAUACAGAGGCACCUUACUCUCUGGGGCAUUAUCAGAUUUUAAUAAAUGAAUAAAUAAAUGGUAUUUUUUUUAAAUGUCAGCUCUUCCAUAAUUCAGUCUAGAUAGGAGAUUAUUUAACUGAAGAUCUUGGUGAGUGUCAUUUUUUUUUCUUUUUUCUUUUUUUGGUUUUUCAAGACAGGGUUUCUCUGUGUAGCCCUGGCUGUCCUGGAACUCUGUAGACUGGGCUGGCCUCGAACUCAGAGAUCUGCCUGCCCUUGCUGGGAUCAGAGGUGUGCACCACCACUGCCCAGCUUGAAGUGUGUCAUUUAAAACCACUGUUUAAUAACCCUACAGACAUGAAUCUGGAUAAUGCUAGGUAUAAACUUGUGGCACCCAGUGACAUCUUUUUUUAAUCAAGUGGACACACUUUUGAUGUAUUUCUCAGUUACAAAGCUGACUUUUUUUUAAUGAAGGGAAUAAUUGCCAAGUACUUAAAUCUACCUGAGGUACACUUUUAAACCUCAUCUUCUAUUUCUUCCCUCUCUUCUGCAAAUGAACAAAACAAAACAUAAAGGUGGUUGUUGUAAGCUAAGUAUAUUUGUGGAGGGAGAAGAUAUGUUUUUAUAAAGUUAUUCUAAUGGCUAUUUGUGCAAAAAAAAAAAACACCAAUAAAAGUUGAUCAUAACUGCUAUUAUCCACUUAAAUGUUAUAGCACAAAACGUCCUUUGUGCAUUGGGGUCACUUUGAAGGCGUAGAGGUGAUGUGGGUUAUAAAAUCUGACAGCAUCCCAGAUGCUCAGAGUCACACUGCACUGUGUGCAAACAUCACUCAUUGCAACCGUCUCUUUCUCAUUUGUUAGUUGACUUUACCAAGUGCUCUAAGGAAGUGGAAACCAGAAGGAACGAAGCUCUGUGUUAGGAUCUAGGCUUCCCAUUUCUUGGGUACAACCCACUAGAACCCUGGGGUUUGAAUACAUCAGCAUCACUAAGACAUGGACUGAUUAGGAUGUUGGAUGAAUCUGGCACCUAGCUCUUAGCAGUGUGCUGUGCAUACAAAAGGAUCCUUAAGAUACACUGUUUGGUACUACAUCAAGGAACGGUAAACCCCAUCCCACCACCACCACCAAAUGGGACAUCUCCAUCAUCCCUAACCCCCGAAGGAAGAGGAGGCAGAGAGAUUGAGAGCAGAGACCAGGGAAGAUGCUGCAAGUCUCUAGACAUGAGGGGGCCUUUGUGCUCGUAAGCUCACUAUAGCUGUGGCUGUCGAUAUAUGAACCAGCCAGUCAGCAUUCCAGAGUGGUUGGGGUCAUGGAUGGGGUGUGGGGGUUGAGAGGGUCCCACCUCCAGCUGGGAGCUUUUGACAGUUGAUGAUUGCUUGAGAAGGGAGAGUCCGUUUGCAGUGGUGCAAUCUCUAAGUUGCUUUUGCACCACUGGGUUACCUCCCAGGCCAAGGCCUGUUCUGAUUGGACUCUGGCUUAUAAAGUAAAAGAAGAUAGGAAAAUUGGAGAGGGAUGAGGAGGGGUCUGGGGAAGUUUGGGUAUGAGAAAGGUAGAGUGGAUAUGAUCGAAAUGCGAGGGGUGUGUAUGUGUGUGUGUGUAUAAUAAAGAAUAGCUAAAUAAAAUUUCAGAGGCACCUGAGCGUUUAGCCUUCAGUUUCACCUCAGGAGUCCCCAAGAGUUAGGACAUGUGAGUCAGAGCAGUUGCCCUUCGCACCCUUGCUCUCUCCCACCCACGGGGGCUGAGUCGCUGCCGCCCAGUAGGAUCAAGCACAAAGACGGUGGCUCCUGUUUUCUGGGUUCUGUGAUGGUUGAGGUCGGUCUUCUGCUAGGCCCUCAGUAGGAGUUCGGUGGAGGAGCCUGCCCUCCCUUCAUGCUGGAGGGUGAAAGACAUGAAGAUGAGUUACAGAAAUAUGUAAGUAAAAUCGAAAACAAGACACUGAUCACUGUGAAUUAUCUUGAAUGGGAUAAAAUUGCUAGUAUUUUUGUUGCUGUAGCAUUCUUUUUAAAAAUGUGCCAUAAACAGUCUAUAGUAAAAUUGAGAGACAAAAAUAGAAGCCUGUCUUUACCCUGAAAUAGAAUAAACUUCCUAAGAAGGGCAGGAAGGCUUUACCAGGGUUUGGUAGAGGAAGAAAAACUUGUUUUCAUAAAUAUUUGCUUUGUGAAGACACGGUGAAGAUAAUUGUUCAGGGCCAGGAUGUAGCCUAAUAGAGUGCGUGCAUGGCAUAUUUAAGGCCCUCAGUUAUCCCUAGCCUGACAAAAAGGUUUUCUUCCUAAUCUCUAAAGUCAAGUUGAAAGCUUUUAUUAAUUCUACGUGUAAUAGAGUUUAAAAAUAAGUUAUAUUCCAGUUUUUUCAGCAGUGAACUCCUAAGUCAAACCUAUCAAAUCCUUGUAAUGAACCUGUAACCAUUCGUCUUUUUAUAAUGAGAUUUUCUUAAAUUUGGUAAGAGAUUUAGCAUUUGACUCAGCUCCCUGGUCAGACUUGUUUUUUGAGGACCUGGACAGCGUUCCAUCCCUGGGAGUUAAAACCUGACAUAGGAUGAUGCUAUCAGAAAUGAGUCAUUUGGCUUGAAGCUGUGUGUGCCCUCUCAUGAAGCCAGCUUAUCUCAGAGCGUUUGUUAAUCUCCAGCGUUUAUGGCUGACUCUUUGAAUAUUAUAAUUUUACUCAGCCAUUCAUUGGAUGAAAAUUUGACCCUUAACAUGCUGCUAAAGAAACAAAUAGAAACUUAGUGCACGUCCAUCUAUUAAGUCAGGCACUGAGUCUGUGGCUCUCGUCUUCUGACCCGGCAGUACAAUUCUGUCUUGACAUUUCUAUACCAGUGCCAACACCACUCCUGGUCAAGACAGACAGAUCCUUAACCAGUGCAUAGCGCAUGCACUGGCUCCCUCUGCAGUCAGUGGGUCACCCCCCCACCCCCCUGUGCAACCCAGGUAGUCACUCCUCUACUCUGUCCCUGGGAAUUAAUCUUGUCUGUUCUAUUAUUUCAUUUAAGUUGAAUCAGAUGAGUUAUACUUUUGUGUUGAAGUUUUAUUUUUAGCUUAACAUGUUUUGACAUGUGUGCUGUUGUAUUUAUCAAUAGAUUGUUUCUUUUUAUUGGUGAAUAGUAUUCCUAUUAUAGUAUACUUCUUAUACUAAGUAAUAUACUACUAUUGGCCAAUCUGUGUAUCUGUUGAUAGAUACUCGGGAUAUUUCCAGUGUGGGAAUAUUUUGAAUAAAGCUAUUAUGGAUAUUUGUGAGCAAA